Cotesia glomerata is the source of this 2216-nucleotide messenger RNA. RefSeq names its product dnaJ homolog subfamily C member 21. Gene Ontology annotation, molecular function: zinc ion binding; nucleic acid binding. Gene Ontology annotation, cellular component: cytoplasm. The record is from RefSeq and is a predicted model, not a curated record. The transcript is spliced from 2 exons. NCBI's taxonomy places the organism in Eukaryota, Metazoa, Arthropoda, Insecta, Hymenoptera, Braconidae. The coding region runs from base 201 to 2006 and encodes 601 amino acids.
AAAGUAUUUUUUUAAUAAUUAAUUUGUAUAAAAAAAUCCUAGAAAUCAUCAGAUGUCAGCUGACUUCAGUAUUAUAAAAAUUAAAUAUUUCAAAAAUAAAUCUGACAAUUAGUAAAUAAAAAACUAAAAACAAUUAAAGUUUUGUUUAAAAAAAAAAUAAAAAUUAUUGUAACAAUAAAACAUUUAUAAAAAGUUAAAAAAUGAAGUGUUACUACGAAGUCCUGGAAGUUCCUCGAGACGUCAGCGACGAGGAAUUAAAAAAAGCGUACCGUAAACUAGCGCUAAAAUGGCACCCGGAUAAGAAUCCAACAAACCAGGUGACUGCUAAGGAACAAUUUCAGUUAAUUCAGCAAGCGUAUGAAGUCCUGAGCGACCCACAUGAGCGCGCGUGGUACGACAACCACCGGGAGGCGAUUCUAAAAGGCGGAAUUGGAGAGGAUUACAAAGACGACUCAAUAGAUUUGUUCCAGUAUUUUUCUCCGAGCUGUUUUAAGGGCUACGGUGACGACGAGAACGGAUUCUACUCAGUCUACCGGCAUGUGUUUGAAGAACUAGCUGCAGAAGACCUAGAGUUUGCUGAAGAUGAGGAAAUCCCCGGGUUUGGAGACUCCAAAAGUUCCUGGGAGGAAGUAGUUCAUCCUUUUUACGCCUACUGGCAGAGUUACUCCACCAAGAGGUCGUUUGCCUGGCUGGAUCCGUAUGACAUCCGGGACGUUCCUAAUAGGCAGUACUUGAGGCUGUGUGAGAAGGCGAAUAAAAAGGUCCGGGAUAAAGCCAAGAGAGAAAGGAACGAGCAGGUGAGGAAUUUAGUCGCUUUUAUUCGCAAGAGAGACAAGAGAGUCCAGCUGCAUGCUCAGGAACUUGCUAAGAAAGCUGAGUUGAAUGCGAAGAAAGCUCAGGAAAGGUCGAUUCAGCAGCUGAUGGAGAGAAAGAAGCAGCUCCAGGAGCACAAGGAGUCGGAUUGGUGUAAAUUUUCUAAUAUUGAGGAUGAAUUGAAGACUAUUGAAGCUAAUUUAGCUGCUGAAUUUGGGGAUCAACUGUCUGGUGACUCAGAAGAUGAUAAUGAAGAAAGCGAGUCGGAUAUUUUGUACUGCGUUGCUUGUAAUAAACAUUUUAAAACGCCCAAGGCUUUUGUUAAUCAUGAGAACUCGAAGAAGCAUAAGGAGAAUGUUGCGGUUAUGAAGAAUGUUAUGAUGGAUGAUGAUAAAAUGUUUGAGGAUAAAAGCUCCAAGUCUACUUCGGAUGAAGAAAAAAUUUCUGAUGAAGAUGAUGAAGUGGAGGAUGAAAAUAAAAAAUCUAAGAAGAAGUUUCAUGUAGCUGAACCUCAGAUGGGUGGAUUUAUUUUUCCGGGCUCGGAAGAACCUGUUGAAGAUGAUGGGCAAGCUUCUGAGGGUGAACUGAUGUCCGAUCAGGAUGAUCAGGAUGAAGUUAUGACGCCGGGGACUAAAAAGAAGAAGAAUAAAAAAAAAGCGAGGGUUGUUAAAGACAGUGAUCAUGAUGAGUUUGAUUUUGAUGCUGGGUUGUCCAAGAAACAGAGGAGGCGGAGAAGAAAUUUGGAUGGGAAGAAAGAAGAUGAUGAUGGAGAUGCAGAGGGGGAUGGUAAGGAGAAGGAGAAGGACAAGGAAGAGGAGCAGGGUAAUGAAGAUUUUGAUUUGGAAAGUCUGUCUAAGAAACAGCGGAGGAGGAAGAAGAAUUUAGAGGCGGGAAAACAGAAAGAAGAAACUAAGGUUCAGAGUAAAGAUGAUGAUGAUGAAGAGAAGGUUAAGGAAAGAAGUAAAGGAAAGAAGCCUAAAGAAGCAAGAAAAUCGGGGAAAAGUAAAUUGAAGGAUGAUGUUGCGGAUAUUGAACAUUGCUGUGUUACGUGUAAAGCUGAAUUUCCGAGUAAAAAUAAACUGCAUGAUCAUUUGAAGAAAUCUGGACAUGCUAUGUACUUAUCAAGUGUUGCCAAAAAUAAAAAGAAAAAUGAUAGGUCUAAGAAAUCAACGAAUUCUGAUGAUAGUGAUUGAAUUGGUUAACCCUUGGAGUACACACCUCUGAACAGAACUUUACGCACGGGGUCAACCCCACUUGAUUUUUAAAGAAUUAUAUCUUAGAAAUUAUGAAUUUUAUUGGAAUUCAGAUUAUUACAUCUUUAGUAUGAUAUUAAAUUUAACUGUCACUUGAGGAGCUAAGUUUCAAAAGGGUAUCUUUUCAUUUUUGAUUAAUCGAGACAAAAA